Molecule: messenger RNA, 1275 nt
Organism: Rhodotorula graminis WP1
Lineage: Eukaryota; Fungi; Basidiomycota; Microbotryomycetes; Sporidiobolales; Sporidiobolaceae
Exons: 10
Coding region: 1-1245 (414 amino acids)
Biological process (GO): protein secretion
Cellular component (GO): endoplasmic reticulum membrane
Molecular function (GO): guanyl-nucleotide exchange factor activity; GTPase activator activity; protein binding
Source: RefSeq, a predicted model, not a curated record
AUGCCCGCAGAGGCCACGCCCACCACCCUCUCGCCCGAACCGGGCACGGCCUCAAAGACGUCGUUCCCGCUCGACGUCCGCUUCCCCGUCUACUCGAUCGCCUUCACCAACGACGACACAGUCCUUCUCGCAGGAGGCGGCGGCAGCAGCAGGACCGGCGUCAAGAACCGCCUCAGCAUGUACUCGGUCGAUGUCAAGAAGCGCCAGAUCUCGCUCGUCGAGGAGCACGAGCUGUCCAAGGAGGAGGACGCGCCCAUGACGGUCGCCGUCCACCCGCAGAGCAAGUCGAUCGUGGCGGGCAUCAACUCGUCGGUCGCACAGCUCGAGAAGGGCGUCAACGAGAACUUGCGCGUGUUCAGCUACGACGACAAGGCGAUCAAGUACGAGAAGCGCAAGCAGACCAUCACCUCGACCGACCCUGAUCACUAUCAAAAAGUGACGGCCAUCUCGCGCACCGCGUCGUCACCUCUCGUCGCCGUCGGCUCGACCAACUCGCAGCUGUCCCUCCUCUCGUUCCCCGACCUCGACGACGUCUUCCCCUCGAUCACGUACGACGGCGAGGAGAUCUACGACGCCGACUUCAACGACGAAGGCGACAUGCUCGUCGGGACGUCGAGCAACAAGCUGUGUGUGUGGAGCACCAAGGCGGCCGACAAGGACGUCGAGCCUGAACCGCUGCAGGUCAUCGAGCGGCCCGUCCUCAAGAAGGAGCUCGCGUGCACGUUCCGGGCGGCAAAGUUCGGCCGCGCCGCGACGGCGUCCAACCUGUACACGGUCGUCAACGCGUCGCCGGCGGGCAACGUGCGCAAGCCGCCGGCGGGGAGCAAGAAGGCGUUCGUCAGCCUGUGGGACACGCGCGCGUGGAAGCUGCUCAAGACGCGCACCGUCAGCCAGAAGCCCGUCACGGCGUUCGACGUCAGCGAGGACGGCACGCUCUUGGCGUACGGCUCGUCGGACUUGAGCGUCGGCAUCCUCGACGCCGUAACUCUGCGUCCUCUCCUCACGGUCCUCCACGCGCACGACUUCCCCGUCACGGCGCUCAAGUUCAACCCGUCGGCGUCGGUCCUCAUCAGCGGCAGCGCCGACAACUCGAUCCGGGUCAUCGAGGUGCCGACCCUCGCGCAGCGCGGCGGCAGCUCGGCGACCUACGCCGUCCUCAUGACGCUCCUCAUCCUCCUCCUCGCCAUCCUCAUCCAGCAGUCGUUCGGCGACGACCUGCUCGCCGCAGCGAGGAAGGCGCUCUGAGCUUGUGCCCCUGGUGCUGUCUGUACGGGU